AGGUUCAGCCCUUGGACGUCAUCGAAGAGAAGAGCCCGUAUGUAAACAAGUCCGUUAUGGCCUUCAGCAGGAUUCUCGGAAAGGUUGGCAGGCAGUUAUACCGGCCAUGGGCUUCCUGCCAGGCUCCUCUGCGGCCCACGUCGUCACAUACGAUAGCUGUGGAGCAGUCUGCCCCUGCAGGCACCGGGUUCCCCCCACUCCAGACCUUCACAGAGGAGGAGGCCAUGAUGAGGGAUGCGGUGAGGAAAUACGCUCAGGAGCGUGUCGCUCCGCUCGUAUCCGAGAUGGAUGAAAAUUCUUCCAUGGCUGAUGAAGUGAUCAAAUCUCUCUUUGAGCUGGGGUUGAUGGGCAUUGAAAUAAGUACAGAAUACGGAGGCACUGGCUCCUCCUUCUUCUCCUCUGUGCUGGUGAUCGAGGAGCUGGCGAAGGUGGACCCGUCAGUGGCCGUGUUGUGCGACAUCCAGAACACGCUGAUCAACACACUGAUGUCCAACCUGGGCACGGAGGAGCAGAAGGCAAAGUACCUGCCCCGUUUGGCCACAGACAUGAUCGGUAGCUUUUGCCUGUCGGAGGCGGGGUCAGGGAGCGAUGCCUUCGCUAUGAAGACCAAAGCGGAGAAGCAUAAAGAUUAUUACAUCAUCAAUGGCUCCAAGAUGUGGAUCAGUAGCGCAGAGCAUGCAGGAGUCUUCCUGGUCUUGGCCAAUGCAGAUGUCUCUGCAGGCUACAGGGGCAUCACAUGUUUCAUUGUGGACCGGGACACAGAGGGGCUUGAGAUCGGAAAGAAGGAGAACAAGCUGGGCCUGAGAGCCUCUUCCACCUGUGCAGUCAACUUUGACAAUGUCAAGGUCCAUGAGAAGAAUAUCUUGGGUAAAGUGGGGCAAGGCUACAAAUAUGCCAUCGGGAUGCUGAAUGGGGGCAGGAUUGGCAUUGCAGCACAGAUGCUGGGCUUGGCUCAGGGCUGUUUUGAUCAUGCUGUUCCCUACACCAGGCAGAGAAUGCAGUUCGGUAAACGCAUCUUUGACUUUCAGGGAUUGCAGCAUCAGAUUGCCUACGUGGCCACUCAGCUGGAGGCAGCCAGACUGCUGACCUACAACGCUGCCCGACUGAAGGAGGCAGGACGACCCUUUGUUAAAGAGGCUUGCAUGUCCAAGUACUUCGCAGCAGAGGUUGCAACAUUAACCACGUCUAAAUGCAUUGAAUGGAUGGGAGGAGUGGGCUUCACAAAGGACUACCCCAUCGAGAAAUACUACAGAGACUGCAAAAUAGGUACCAUCUAUGAGGGAACGUCAAACAUUCAGCUGAGCACUGUGGCCAAGCUCCUCGAUCAGGAGUACAAUUCGUAAACCCAACAGUCCAUCUUUACGUGCUGCCGGCUUUCUCCCAUCCCUCGUCUGUAUGGAAGUCAGUAGCUGCACAUUGAGGCCUUUCCUAAACACUUAGAACUGUUGGUGUCUUUAAGUCAACCACAAGCAUCAUCUUCCAUUGUCCACCUCAUCGGAUGGGCAACUUGUCUUAGCAAGCUUUGGCCACUCGCACAGCUGAUGUGUGAAACAGUACAUCACACCAUUGUCCUAGUUGGACUUUGCUUAAAAAAAAAAAACAUGGCCCGCAAAAUUAUACAAUAAAAUAAACUUUGAGUCGCUUUAAACAGCAUUUCAAGAUCCGUUAAACUGACCAUAUAAUGGAAAACCAAUUUUCUUUAAUAAAAGAAAUACAGACAUAUGGAAACUAAGCUGGAGACAGUGACUUAUAGCAGACAGUUACCUAUAGCACUUUAGUCCUGACCCCUCACACUGAAGUUGUGGGGAGUGUUUCAGCCUAGGCAGCUUUUUGAAUGAGGCUCUAUACAGGACGUCCAAUCAGAGCAGACCGCAUUCACAUUUAUUACUCUUAAAGGUACAGUAAUAAAAACAGUUGAAUUUUAAGGGAUAAAUAGAGUUUUGUUUUGUGUUGUUUCGUUCUGUUUGUCCUCCUCACUGAUAAAGACACUAAUAAUGUGGCCUGAGCCUAGUAAAUGCAGCAUGAAGCUGUAAGGAAUCAGGUAUCAGGUUCAGCCAGAUCUCACUCACUGUAGACCAAUCUAAGGCAAACACAUUACAGUGAACCAACUAAACCGCUGAAAUUGUUUCAGAUUGAGCUUCUCAUUGGUUUAUAACUCUGGGCAGCUUCACAGCCGGUGGCUGUUCUAGAAUUGAGAUUACUUUAAGAUAGAUGGGAGUAAUAUGGUCUGUUUAGUGUUUGUUACUGAUCUACAAAUACAUAUACAUACAAAUACAGACCUGUGAUGAUGAAGUCAGUACAAUAACGAGCUCAGUAGGUAAUAAAAUCUUAUUAAAUGGUGUUUUGAAUGAUGAUUUGCAGUAAAUUCUGUCGAUUCAUUUCUUAGAGUGGGUUUGGGUUUAUUAGUCACUACUGUUUGCAGAUGUUGUGGAUGAGAUGUGCAUAAAUAAGAUUUCUGGAAA
This is a messenger RNA of Pygocentrus nattereri (red-bellied piranha), 2462 nucleotides long. RefSeq names its product acyl-CoA dehydrogenase short/branched chain (gene acadsb). The record is from RefSeq and is a predicted model, not a curated record. NCBI's taxonomy places the organism in Eukaryota, Metazoa, Chordata, Actinopteri, Characiformes, Serrasalmidae. Gene Ontology annotation, molecular function: flavin adenine dinucleotide binding; acyl-CoA dehydrogenase activity. The transcript has 11 exons. Gene Ontology annotation, cellular component: mitochondrion. The coding region runs from base 57 to 1343 and encodes 428 amino acids.